Molecule: messenger RNA, 826 nt
Organism: Betta splendens (Siamese fighting fish)
Lineage: Eukaryota; Metazoa; Chordata; Actinopteri; Anabantiformes; Osphronemidae
Gene: trmt112
Product: tRNA methyltransferase activator subunit 11-2
Exons: 4
Coding region: 175-546 (123 amino acids)
Biological process (GO): rRNA (guanine-N7)-methylation; tRNA methylation; peptidyl-glutamine methylation
Molecular function (GO): protein heterodimerization activity
Source: RefSeq, a predicted model, not a curated record
AACAGCUCCGGGGAUGUUUUUAGUGACGUACCAUUGACUUUUCCGGUCCACAUGUAAACGCUGCAGCGUGACUUAAGUGUAGCGAUAGUUAACCUGCGGUUAGCUCAGUCUACCGACAUUUGUUAUUAACACACAUCUGAACCGUUGCCAUUAAUCUAGACUUCACCUGUAAACAUGAAGCUGCUCACGCACAACAUGUUGACGUCUCACGUAAAGGGAGUCACUAAAGGAUACCCGCUACUCAUCAAGGCAACUGAGGUGAAGGUGAACGAAGUGGAGUUCAACCCUCAGUUUGUGAGCAGGAUGAUUCCCAAACUGGAGUGGAGCGCUCUGGUCCAGGCUGCAGAUCAGGUGGGUCAAUGUCAAGACCUCCCGGCUGAGCUCGUGCCAGAUUAUGAGAAGAAUGAAGAGUUCCUGAAAAUAGUGCACAGAAUCCUAUUGGAGGUGGAGGUGAUAGAGGGCUGUCUGCAGUGCCCCGAGUCAGGACGAGAGUUCCCCAUCUCCAGAGGAAUCCCCAACAUGCUGCUGAACGAAGACGAGGCGUAAACGUCAGCACCUCGGCGCUUCUCCGACACACGGCGGGUGAACAGAGAGAGAGGAGAGGCUGGACUCUGGUUUGACUGGGUGCCCUGAGGAAAUUGGCUUCACUGUUUGGCUUCUUGUAGUUUUAAGAGGCUGAUUCUGCCAAUAGUGGAAAAAGAUUAGAAUUAAAAAGCACGGAAACGUUCCCCGAGAAUAACCCCCAGUGGUUUUAUCUGUAUUUAUUUUUGUAACUGUUUGGGUUCGUUCUUUUUGUUUUUCAAUAAAAGUGUCCAGAUUUCCAUGA